CAGUAGUAAAGGUCAAAGUUGAAGUAUACAGAUACUUUGAAAGAGGGAAAGAAUUGGAACCUGAACGAAGUAGGAACUGCAAUUUCUCAUUCCGUGUUUUUCUCAGAUUUUGCGUGCAAAACUAGGGAGAACCCUAGUCUCUGUGAAUGCUCUACUGCGUUCUUCAAUUUCUUCUCCAAAAAUCGUUUCUUUUUCACGCAUUUCUCAACUCAAAAGGUUGGCACAACUUUUUAUGGUUCUGUUUGUAGAUUCUAGGGUGGCUGAGGGAAGAUAUAUUGUUAUUUCAAUUUCAUGGAUGAGAUAUAUAUUAUUAGUUCGUCAGAUGAUGAUGAGUUAGAGGAGAUAGAUGUUCAAAAGAGAACUCUUCCAACAACUAAUGAAAGGAGUUCAGAUUAUGGUCGGCGGGAUAAUUCUUCAACAGGGGCUAAUAGUUCAAACCUAAGUUCUUCUAGUUUGUAUAAUCAUUCACAAAUCAAACCUCUUACACUACCUGUGUCCAGUACCAAUGCACUAAACCACAGAAUUGUGCGAAGAGAUGAACCUUCAUACCAUGCUCAGAAUGGAAAUACAAGUCCGCAACAACCAGUUAAUUCCCGAAUUUCAAAGUCUCAUGGUGAAGAUUAUGAGAAAAUGUCAUCUCAUCAAGCUUUCAAGAGGACCCUUCCUUCAACUCUUCAGCCUUCUGUAACAAGGGCUCUUCCUUCUCCUUUAUUUGCACCAGACAUCCGAUUAAGCAACUUAAAAGAUAGCACAGACAAUAGUCAUCUUCAUGAUACAUAUAAGAAUCGUCGCCAGGGAAUAGGGCCUAGCAUAUCCGGUGAUAGGGCCUACAUUCGUGAUAGUUUUAUCAGGGGCUAUGACGAAGGUCAUUUAUUGUAUCAAAAUGGUGGGAACAGGAUUCUUCCAUCAUCUUUGGUGUUUGGAAAGGCCAUAACUCCACACUUUGCAAUUCCUAGUGAAUCUGCGUAUCGUUCUGGAAUAGGUGAUGAAAGGUCAGCCGAAAAUGACGAGAGACUUAUUUAUGAGGCAGCAUUACAGGAUAUCAGUCAACCUAAAACAGAAUAUGACUUACCUGCUGGUGUAUUGUCUGUCUCUCUUCUGAGACAUCAGAAAAUUGCAUUGGCUUGGAUGCUUCAGAGGGAAACCAAAAGUUUGCAUUGCUUGGGGGGGAUUUUGGCUGAUGAUCAGGGUCUUGGAAAGACAGUAUCAAUGAUUUCCCUCAUUCUGGCAUUGAGGUCAUUACAGUCAAAAUCAAAAACAGAUGAUGUGUUCAAUCAUAAAACUGAAGCUUUGAAUUUGGAUGACGAUGAUGACAAUGGUGGUAUAGAUGUGGAAAAGCAUAAAAAUAGUAUGGAAGCUGAUGAUUUGUUUCCUAGUAGAGAACCUAGCAGUUCAACACAGACACCUGGUAGAAAAAGGCCAGCUGCUGGUACCCUAGUUGUCUGCCCUGCCAGUGUUAUGCGACAGUGGGCCAGGGAACUUGAUGAGAAAGUUGGAGAUGAAAAGCUUUCUGUUUUAGUUUAUCAUGGGGGCAGUAGGACUAAGAAUCAUGUUGAACUUGCAAAAUUUGAUGUGGUUCUAACAACAUACUCUAUUGUGACUAAUGAAGUUCCUAAGCAACCAUUAGUUGAGGAUGACGAUAUUGAGGACAAAAAUGGGGAAAGAUUUGGGUUAUCUUCUGAGUUUUCUGUUAAAAAAAGGAAAAAACAAUUUAACGGAAAUAAGAAGGGUAAAAAGGGUAGAAAAGGAAUUGACAGUUCUACGGAAUGUGGUUCUGGUCCUCUUGCAAAAGUAGGUUGGUUUAGGGUUAUUCUAGAUGAGGCUCAAACAAUAAAAAAUCACAGAACUCAGGUGGCUAGAGCUUGCUGCAGCCUUAGAGCAAAAAGAAGGUGGUGCUUAUCUGGAACACCUAUUCAAAAUACUAUUGAUGAUUUGUAUAGCUACUUUAGAUUCCUGAAGUAUGAUCCUUAUGCUGUAUAUAAAUCAUUCUACAACACCAUAAAGGUUCCUAUAUCCCGAGAUUCCAUUCAAGGUUACAAGAAACUUCAAGCAGUUUUAAGGGCCAUAAUGCUACGUCGUACAAAAGGAACUUUGCUUGAUGGGAAGCCAAUAAUCAAUUUGCCUCCUAAAACAAUUGAGCUCAGUAAAGUGGAUUUCUCCAUUGAGGAGCGAGCCUUCUAUACUAAGUUGGAAUCAGACUCACGCAAUCAAUUUAAUGCAUAUGCUGCUGCUGGGACAGUCAAUCAAAACUAUGCUAAUAUUCUUUUAAUGCUCUUACGUCUCCGACAGGCUUGUGAUCAUCCACGUCUUGUUAAAGAUAUUGAUUCGGAUCCUGUUGGGAAGGAUUCUGUUGAAAUGGCAAAAACUCUUCCAAGGGAAUUGCUGAUUAAUCUGUUUAAUUGUUUGGAUGCAACCUUUACUAUCUGUCAUGUUUGCAAUGAUCACCCUGAUCGCCCUGUUAUUACCAUGUGUGGCCAUGUCUUCUGUUAUGAAUGUGUACAGGAAUAUUUGUCUGGUGAUGAUAAUACUUGCCCUGCUGUUAAUUGUAAAGAAACAAUCGGUGAUGAUCUUGUUUUCUCCAAAGUUACUUUGAAGAGUUGUAUCUCUGAUGAGGGAGGCACUUCUAGUUCUUCAAAUUCACAUCUUAGUGAUUAUUCGCAAGUGCAGCGGGAUGAUUACACUUCAUCUAAAAUCAAAGCUGUUCUUGAGGUUUUGCAGUCAAAUUGUAACGUGAAAAUAUCCAAUUCUGACUUACAGAACUCUGGAUGUUGUAGAAAUUCCCCGUCGUCUUCUGUUGAUCUAGAUGUUGAUGACAGUGAUUCAGAGGCUAGGGUUGCAAAACACACGAGAAAGUAUUCAGGGUCUACAACCGAAGGAUCGAUAAAGGCUAUAGUUUUUUCCCAGUGGACUAGCAUGUUGGAUUUAGUUGAGACAUCAUUGUGUCAAUAUGGUAUAGUGUACAGGAGACUUGAUGGUAGGAUGACUCUGGGUGCAAGGGACAAAGCUGUUAGGGAUUUCAAUUCUGAACCUGAGAUAACUGUCAUGCUGAUGUCACUAAAGGCGGGAAACCUUGGUUUGAAUAUGGUUGCUGCUUGUCAUGUUAUUCUUUUGGAUCUUUGGUGGAAUCCAACUACUGAAGAUCAAGCUAUUGAUCGAGCCCAUAGAAUUGGACAAACUCGUCCUGUUACUGUGACAAGGAUUACUAUAAAAGAUACCGUUGAAGAUCGGAUACUGUCUCUUCAGGAAGAAAAGAGAAAAAUGGUUGCAUCUGCUUUUGGGGAAGACCAUGCUGGUGGGUCUGGAACUCGCCUUACAGUGGAUGAUCUGAAAUAUCUCUUCAUGGUCUAGACUCAAGACCUCUCCUUGCUUCUUCUUCUCAUAUGACGGAUGGAUAAUUUGAAGUUUUGGUUUGUUUUGGGCGAUUUGGCAUGGAGUUGGAAUGGUUGUUCUGAAGGAGGGUAUGACUUUUUUUGGUGCCUGCUUACACCCUUUGCAAAAUUUGGUAGGAGAGGCUUGGUUGAUCCAAGUGGUAAUUUAAUCUGUUUUGAAGCCCACAAGGGCAAUUUUGUCCUCCAUGCUAUUAUAUAGCUGAAGGCCGUCUGUAAAUAUUCUUAUUAAAUUAUAAUAUGGUUUAUGAAAAUAUGACCUUUUGUUGCAGUGUACAGUUUUCUAGCUAGAUUUGAAUUACUGAUUAUACUGUGGGUCGAGCUGUAUAGAUUGACCCACUCAAUGUGGACUCUUAUUUUAGAACAAAUUCAAAACUUUAAAUGAAUAUACUUACUGUUUGCAAAA
Vigna angularis (adzuki bean) is the source of this 3792-nucleotide messenger RNA. RefSeq names its product helicase-like transcription factor CHR28. The transcript has 12 exons. Bases 292 to 3348 code for a protein of 1018 amino acids. The record is from RefSeq and is a predicted model, not a curated record. Gene Ontology annotation, molecular function: ATP binding; metal ion binding; ATP-dependent chromatin remodeler activity. NCBI's taxonomy places the organism in Eukaryota, Viridiplantae, Streptophyta, Magnoliopsida, Fabales, Fabaceae.